This is a messenger RNA of Pocillopora meandrina, 1705 nucleotides long. The record is from the annotation of a GenBank genome assembly. NCBI's taxonomy places the organism in Eukaryota, Metazoa, Cnidaria, Anthozoa, Scleractinia, Pocilloporidae.
AUGAAAUCUACUGACACCCAAGUCGAGGUUGAUGUUUCAGAAAGCAGCACCCAGACUGAAGAGGUAUUCCUUCCUGAAAUUGAAGAUAACAAGGAAGAAGCAACUGAAGCUGCUGCUUCCCCAGAAGUCUCUCCAAGAAAAGAUGGCAUCUACCUUCCCACAAAACAGGAAGAUUCAGAUGAUUCGAACUUGUCAGGAUCAGACAACGAACACCAAGGGGAAACAAAAUGCGAAAAGCCACAGGAUGAUACCAAAUACAUUGUAUUUAAACAAGAGCUAUUUAAAUUGUUUAAGUACUGUCCUGAGUGUGGUGCAGUUGUGAUUAAGAGGAACCAAUCCACACAAGGAAGCCAACUAUUUGUCACCCUAGAAUGUAUGAAUAAUCAUAAGUACUCCUGGCAAAGCCAGCCAGUGCUUGAGGGGAUGGCAGCUGGAAAUUUGUUGCUGUCAUCAUCUAUUUUGCUCAGUGGCUCUACCUUUACAAAAGUAGCAUCUUUGGCAGAUAUCUUAAAUUUGAAAAUUUUCAGUGAGAAAACAUUUUAUAAUAUUCAAAACAAGUACUUAUUACCCGUAAUCAAUGAAUUCUGGCUUAAAGAACAAAAUUCCACUUUUUCUGAGCUAGGGGGGCGAGAUCUGUGGCUUUCAGGGGAUGGGCGUUGUGACAGUCCUGGCCAUAAUGCAAAAUAUGGGACAUGAUUGAUAUGAUACCAUGAUUGAUCAGAAAACUGAUAAGAUUGUUGACUUCAAGGUUGUUCAGGUCAGUGAAGUAAAUAAUAGCAAUGCCAUGGAAAGAGAGGGUUUUAAACGCUGUAUGGAAAACAUCUAUGAAAAAGGGGGGAAAAUUAUGGUUGUUGCAACUGACCGUCAUGUGGGCAUUAGGGCUGACAUGAAAAGAAAUUUCCCUGAAGUUGAUCAUCAAUUUGAUGUGUGGCACCUUUCCAAGAGUAUAACUAAAAAGUGAACUGAAAAAGCAAAGAAGAAAGAAUGUGCUGAUCUCUCUCUCUGGAUCAGAUCCAUCUCAAACCACCUUUGGUGGUGUGCCAAAACAUGUGGGGGAGACAAGGAGAUGUUGAGAGAGAAGUGGAUAUCCAUUGUCUAUCACACUGCCAAUAUCUACUCCUGGGACUCAGCUGACCUGUAUGAGGAAUGUGCCCACCAACCAAUCCCUCCAGCUAUCGCAAGAACUAAAAGGUGGCUUGGGCCUGGCUCCUCUGCUCAUAAUGCAUUGAAGGAGGUUGUAUUCGAUAAAACUCUGUUGAAGGACAUUCAGCAACUAACACUAAGUUGUCAUACUGGCAAUUUAGAGGUGUACCAUAGUGUGCAGACCAAAUAUGCACCCAAACGGCAGCACUUCUCUUAUAAUGGCAUGGUUUCUCGAACUCAGUUGGCAGCCCUAGACCAUAAUGCCAACACUGGUAGACAACAAGCCACUGUAUCCAGGGGUGCCAACCAAGGGGAGCUGCAAUACAAGGUAGUGUUUCCGAAAAAUACAAAAGAAUGGGUGGCAAAGCCCAUAUUUGAGAAGACAACCAAUUGUCAUCUCAAGCCAAUGCUUAAUGCCAUUGUAGAGAGAAAAUGCUUAAAACCACAAGAGAGGAGUGCAACAGUCACAGCACCACACAUUCCUGAAAACAUUGCCAGCAAACCCCGGCCUCCUAAAGCAGAUGUCAUUGCUAAUCAUACUUCGAGAUUUUCGAAUAAUUAA